AUGGCGAUCCAUGAUUUUCCUUCUUUGACCAUUUCCUUACAACAAAACAACCACUAUCAACCAGGCGAUCGUGUCAAAGGCACAGUCUCUAUUACUUCUUCUACAACAACACAACUCGAUAAACUACAACUCGUAUGGCGUGGAACUAUAAAGUCAACAAUUGGAUCAGAAAACGAGCAAUGCAUCGACCUCUUCCACGAGACUCGCCAAAUCGACCUCAAUGUAGUGCAUCGCAAUCCCACAGCGCCAGCAUUUGUUCUUGCGACAGCCCAAUCGCCACCCCCAUCGCCAUUGAUCGUCGAGGAGCAGAGCGAUCUGUUGUUUGAUCUCUAUCUUGUAAAGGGAAUGCCUAGCAGCUUGGAGGUAUCCGAACCACAAGCCAAAGUUCAAAUCAGCUACUCGAUAGAGGUUACUGGAUACUACAAGGACGAGCUUUUGCAUCAUCAACUCUAUGUACCGGUUGUAGCAACAAUGGGGCAACAUCAAAUAGACGAGCAAGAGGCUGAUCAGCAGCAGACAAAUGAAGUGGCCUAUCUUGUGGAAUCAUCAUCCAAUUCCCAUGAUCCAUGUAGAUCAGCAGCUAGGAUUACUGUACCAUGCAAGGUAAUCCCUCAAGGGAUGAUAUUGCCUGUGGUGGGUCAUAUUUGGCAUGAUCAUAGCCGUUCGCGGGAAAAGGUCAUCUCUCUUGGGUUGAUUCGAUACAUAACGAUUACUUGUCAUGGAAGAGAGGAAACGCUUGUGCACGAGAUGGAUACAGCCCAAUUUGAUCUGGAGCUUGUGGAACACCAGGAUUAUGCAGUACAAACACUCUCACAAACCCUGUGGAUCCCACCUGCAUGCAUACCAUCAAUGGAUACAUCAGCUGGACGUCUAGUCAAUGUCAAUUAUCAAGUUCGACUCAAGGUGGAUAUUGAGCCUGAUGCCGUGUAUCGACAUGCCGACAAUCAGCAUACAACAGAUACCAUGGCAGUGGAUGUACCUUUGAUUAUAUAUGCCAAGGGCAACGAUAUUGCUGCAGCACCUUCACCAUCAGCAUCCACGGAUACCCAACUCUCACAAUCGAUGUCACCACCAUCAUCAUCAUCUGUUGGAAGACUACGCAACAGUGUCAACCUUGGUAGCAAUGGCAAAGUGAGAGAACGAUUCAAGAGCAUGUUCAAAAAGCGUGAUUCUGCUCGACUAAACGCUUCGACAACGAUCGACACUAGCAACAAUACCAGCAAGCUCUCAUCAGCAACUUCACUUCGAGGUGCAUUUGGAUCCCUGAAAAUCAAAAGCAGUAACAACGUCAACAAUGAUAAUCGAGCAUCAUCCAUCAAUACGACUACGCCUUCUUCCUCACGCAAUUCAUCAGCUGCUGGAAGCUUGUCACCACCCCAUUCAUCCUCUUUACCUCCAAAAGCUUUUUCAAGUCUUCCUUUAUCUUCUCCAUCACCACCUCCGCCUCCUCCACAAUUAUCCUUCUCAACACCUGAACCUAUAUCGCAAGAUGAUACGACACCAACAAUGCCACCUUCGUUGCCUAUUUUACGAUCCCUUUCCAUCAAGCAUCCAUCUUCCGCGGAACGAUCCACAUUGCAGAUGAUGACAUCAACAACGGCAACCACGGAACCAGUUCCACCCAUACCAUUAGUGGAAGGUGGCGGUGUAUAUACUUUUCACAUAUUCGCAGAUUCAUCGGACGAAGAAGACAAUGUGGGGGAAGAAUCCAAGAUUCAGGGAACACAAGCAUCGUCAUUGUCUCGGCCAGGUUCCUUUCUUAGCAGUGUGGGAAAACAAGGGUCCCUUGAUACAACGUCGUAUAAUCAAUACAACGAGGAGGAAAAUGGCAAACAAGAUGUUGAUGGUAGCGAUACCGAGGAUACCCAAAUUUACACCGUGUCAAGUUCAGGCAUUGGAAAAUUGGAUCAGGUCAGCGAAAGUAGUGACGAUGAUGAAGACCCAGGAGAGAACUCUUCCGAGGAAGAAGACGACAAUGAUUUGCUGAGCCUAUUAGCAAAACGAGAGCGCCGGAUUGAAAGAAAAAAGGAACGUGGAUCUCCCAGCAAUAGACAAAGACGAUAA
Molecule: messenger RNA, 2064 nt
Organism: Lichtheimia ornata
Lineage: Eukaryota; Fungi; Mucoromycota; Mucoromycetes; Mucorales; Lichtheimiaceae
Exons: 4
Coding region: 1-2064 (687 amino acids)
Source: RefSeq, a predicted model, not a curated record